AUGGAGAAACUGGAAGCACGAAUCAGAAACCAUGAUCGUGAGAUUGAGAAAAUGUGCAACUUCCAUUACCAGGGCUUUGUGGACUCCAUCACGGAGCUGCUGAAAGUUAGAGGAGAAGCUCAAAAAUUGAAGAAUCAAGUGACGGACACAAACCGGAAGCUGCAGAAUGAAGGAAAAGAACUGCUCCUAGCCAUGGAAGAGCUGAAGCAGUGCCGGCUGCAGCAGAGGAACAUUUCGGCGACGGUUGAUAAGCUGACGCUGUGUCUUCCUGUCCUGGAGAUGUACAGCAAACUACGAGAGCAAAUGAAAUCUAAAAGGCACUACCCUGCACUGAAGACCCUGGAGCACCUUGAGCACACGUACCUGCCCCAAGUGAGCCACUACCGCUUCUGCAAGAUCAUGGUGGAUAACAUUCCAAAGCUAAGGGAAGAGAUCAAAGAAGUUUCCAUGUCAGAUCUCAAGGAUUUCCUGGAGAGUAUCCGUAAGCACUCGGACAAGAUUGGAGAGGCAGCCAUGAAGCAGGACUGCCGAUUUUCCCAGUGGAGUGUUUUAGGAAAAGGUUUCUUUGUGAUUGACCUCAGCCCAAACCUGGAGGCACAGCAGCAAAGGAACCUGGACAAUAUUGUAUCACAGCAUCCCAGGAUAAGCGGGGGGAAGAAGUCCAAGAAAGAAGUCUGCGCAAGCUCAGAGCUGGAGGUAAAAAACACUAGCCCCAUGUCUGAGCAGGAUUCGGGUAUUCUGGAUGUUGAAGAUGAGGAUGAGGAUGAAGAGGUGCCUGGGGCCCAGGACCUGGUGGACUUCUCACCAGUGUACCGAUGCCUGCACAUAUAUUCUGUCCUGGGAGCCCGAGAAACCUUUGAGAACUACUACAGGAAGCAGAGAAGAAAACAAGCCAGAUUGGUCCUGCAACCUCCUUCAAACAUGCAUGAAACCUUAGAUGGCUACAGGAAGUAUUUUAAUCAAAUUGUAGGGUUUUUUGUAGUUGAAGAUCACAUCUUGCACACAACGCAGGGCUUGGUAAAUAGAGCCUACAUUGAUGAGCUGUGGGAGAUGGCCUUGUCAAAAACCAUCGCAGCCCUCAGAACACAUUCAUCCUACUGCUCGGACCCAAGCCUGGUGUUAGACUUGAAGAACCUCAUUGUCCUCUUUGCAGACACACUCCAGGGAUAUGGCUUCCCAGUGAACCAGCUCUUUGACAUGCUGUUGGAGAUCCAAGACCAGUACAGUGAAACCCUGCUGAAGAAAUGGUCAGGAGUUUUCAGAAAUAUACUUGAUUCAGAUAACUACAGUCCCAUCCCAGUGACAAAUGAAGAAGUUUAUAAGAAAAUAGUUGGACAGUUUCCAUUUCAGGACACAGAACUUGAAAAGCAACCAUUUCCAAAGAAGUUCCCCUUCUCUGAGUUUGUGCCUAAGGUUUACAAUCAGAUUAAGGAAUUCAUCUACGCCUGCCUGAAGUUUUCAGAAGACCUUCAUCUGAGCUCCACUGAAGUUGAUGAUAUGAUUAGAAAAUCGACAAACCUGCUGCUGACCCGAACGCUGAGCAACUGUUUACAGAACGUCAUCAAGAGGAAAAACGUUGGGCUGACGGAGCUCGUACAGAUUAUUAUAAAUACGACCCACUUGGAGAAAUCCUGCAAAUUCCUAGAGGAAUUCAUCACCAAUAUCACCAAUGUGCUUCCAGAAACUGUCCACACUACGAAACUCUACGGGACCACAACCUUCAAGGACGCCCGCCACGCUGCUGAGGAGGAGAUUUACACUAAUCUGAACCAGAAGAUAGACCAGUUCUUGCAGCUGGCAGACUACGACUGGAUGGCCAUGGAGCCAGGCAGCAAGGCCAGCGACUACCUGCUAGACCUCAUUGGCUUUCUCCGUAGCACCUUUGCUGUGUUCACCCACCUCCCGGGGGAUGUAGAUGUCCACUCUACAAUGUCGGGGAAGGUGGCACAGACGGCGUGCAUGUCGGCCUGCAAGCACCUCUCCACCUCGCUGAUGCAGCUGCUGCUGGAGGCCGAGGUGCGGCAGCUGACGCUGGGCGCCCUGCAGCAGUUCAACCUGGACGUGGAGGAGUGUGAACAGUUUGCCAGAUCCGGCCCAGUGCCUGGGUUCCAAGGGGACACGCUGCAGUUGGCCUUCAUCGACUUGAGACAACUCUUGGAUCUCUUCAUCCAGUGGGACUGGUCAACAUAUUUGGCUGACUAUGGGCAACCCACGUGCAAGUAUCUCCGUGUGAACCCGAUGACAGCCCUUGUCCUGCUGGAAAAGAUAUCCCGAGUGAUGAGAGACACGAGCAGAAAAAACAACGUUUUUGCCCAGUUUCGGAAAAACGAGAGGGACAAGCAGAAGCUGAUAGACACCGUGGCCAAGCAGCUCCGCAGCCUGAUCAACAGCCAUCACUCGUGA
This is a messenger RNA of Chaetura pelagica (chimney swift), 2403 nucleotides long. RefSeq names its product exocyst complex component 6B (gene EXOC6B). Gene Ontology annotation, biological process: intracellular protein transport; Golgi to plasma membrane transport; exocytosis. Gene Ontology annotation, cellular component: exocyst; membrane. The record is from RefSeq and is a predicted model, not a curated record. NCBI's taxonomy places the organism in Eukaryota, Metazoa, Chordata, Aves, Apodiformes, Apodidae. The transcript is spliced from 27 exons. Bases 1 to 2403 code for a protein of 800 amino acids.